This is a messenger RNA of Sycon ciliatum, 7035 nucleotides long. RefSeq lists its product as uncharacterized. Gene Ontology annotation, molecular function: scavenger receptor activity; calcium ion binding. The transcript has 39 exons. The coding region runs from base 1 to 7035 and encodes 2344 amino acids. The record is from RefSeq and is a predicted model, not a curated record. NCBI's taxonomy places the organism in Eukaryota, Metazoa, Porifera, Calcarea, Leucosolenida, Sycettidae.
AUGGGAAGUGCGCUGAAGACGGUACCUGCGUCUGCCAGAAAAGGUUUCCAUGGAGACCUGUGUCAGCAGACUCUCAAGACCAUCUGCCCAGGCACAGAUAAGGCAAUGUACUCCUGGAUGGCUCUCGCUGGCUUGCCGGUUCAUCCGCACGCUAACGAGCCCAGCCUCACGGAAAAGGCCAAUCUGACGCAAGCCCGCCGUUUAUGCCAGCGUCGAGGAUACGACGUGAUCGAAUAUAGCGCCUUCAUCAACCCGACCAAGGGCGUGCGCGGCUGCAUGGAAGCAUUGCUCCGAAAGAUGAUGGCGAGCACUUACGGCAGCACUAUCACCGUAUGGACGUCGUACGUGCACAGAGGGGAUCAUGUCAUUUACAAGCAGGACAAGAACAACCAUAGGCAAGCGGUAUUUGACCGGGCUGGAACAACCCUUAAUGACGUCAUUUGCGAAGCCAAGUGGCUUCACGCCAACAACUCAGCAUAUACCGCAGCAACCCCAGCAUCCAGACGUAUUGUCACUGAGCCAUUCGCAGAGGAGGCAUGUCAACAGUACGGACUUCAGCUCGUAACCGAAGACUGGCUGCGAGCACAUGGCGAUGUAUUAAGAGAGCGCGGGCUCGAGAGGUUGGCUCUGAAGCAUGAACGUGACCAAGCCGCUUACCACGUCAAGGCAAUCCGGGUCGAUGGUGAUUCCCUUUACAGAACCGUAACAUUUAGCGAGAACAAUCAAGAGUUUCACCACACCAGAAGCAAUGACAGAGCCCAAAUCCUCUGUGUCGCAUGCAACUGUUUGAAUCAAGGUCAUUGUGACGACAAGGGUAAAUGCAUCUGCCCGAAAGAAUUUACCGGGAACAAGUGCCAAUCGGUUGUGUGCACGAAUCCCUGGGUGAAAAAGAACAAAGAAUGUGAAUGUAAACCCAGACUAGAUGGACCUAAUUGCACAGAAGUAUGCCAUUGCUUGAAUCAUGGGAAGUGCGCUGAAGACGGUACCUGCGUCUGCCAGAAAGGUUUCCAUGGAGACCUGUGUCAGCAGACUUUUAAGACAAAGUGCCUGGGUACAGAUAACGCAACCUACACCUGGAUGGCUCUCGCCAGCUUGCCGUGUCAUCCACACCUGGACGGUGACAGCUGCCAGAAGAAAACGAACUUGACGCAUGCCCGCCAGAUGUGCAAGAGAAGAGGAUACGACGUGGUCGAAUUUCAUGCCUUCAUUUCCUGGGCUCUGAAUGUGCGCGACUGCAUGGAAGCAUUGCUCAACGAGAUGAUGGAGAGCAGUUUCAAGAGCCCUAUCACAAUAUGGACAUCUUUCUUGAGAGAGUUGAGGGAUGCUACCAAGACACAUCUCUUGUACAAGCAGGGCAAGAACGGCUUAAGAGAAGAGGUACAUGAUAGAACCGGAGCAGGCCAUCAUGAUGUCAUCUGCGAAGCCAAGUGGCUUCACGCCAACAACUCAGCAUAUACCGCAGCAACCCCAGCAUCCAGACGUAUUGUCACCGAGCCGUUCGCAGAGGAGGCAUGUCAGCAGUACGGACUUCACCUCAUAACCGAAGACUGGCUGCGAGCACAUGGCCAUGUAUUAAGAGAGCGCGGGCUCGAGAGGUUGGCUCUGAAGCAUGAACAUGACCAAGCCGCUUACCACGUCAAGGCAAUCCGGGUCGAUGGUGAUUCCCUUUACAGAACCGUAACAUUUAGCGAGAACAAUCAAGAUUUUCACCGCACCAGAAGCAAUGACAGAGCCCAAAUCCUCUGUGUCAGAUGUAAGUGUUUGAACCAGGGUCAGUGUGACGACAAGGGCAAAUGCACAUGCCCGAAAGAAUUUACCGGGAACAAGUGCCAAACGGAUUUCGAUGAAUGUGCAUCCACUGCACAUAACUGUGACUCAUCAGCAGCCUGCAUAAACACUCUUGGAUCAUUCUCAUGCGCUUGCAACGAUGGUUUCUAUGGAAAUGGAAUCUCUUGUCAGGGUUGUAACUUCCAUGAAUUGAACAUCGCCAGUGUUAACAGAACUACUGGCCAAGUAACCUGUGCAACUGGCUAUACACGUGUUGAAGGCAACUCAGUUGCUACAUGCCCCAAGAACUCAGCAACUGGCAAUUGGGAAGGAGUUGGAAACUGCAGAGCUUUGUGCAGCGAGCCAGCAGCAAUCACCAAUGGUGUUGUGAAUCCGGGAAUUCAAGUUGCUGUUUCUGACUCUUCAGAAAAGUUUUACUCUUCAGCUGUGUAUAAGUGCAAUCAGGGAUAUCGGCUUUCAACAGGCACGAGCAACGUGCUAAGUUGUUCCGUCUCGGGUGAUGUCGCUGAUUUUGGAUCAAUACCAGCUUGUCAAGCCUGUACGGUUGAUGGUAGUGGUCACAACAUUGCCUCGGUGUCGGCUAGUGGCACAGUAACAUGCAACGAUGGACACUAUCACAAUGGGUCGCUGCCUGUUUGCCAAGAUGCAUUUGUAUCCUGGCAGAACAUUGGCAGUUGUCAAGCUGUGUGUACACAUCCCUGGGUGAAAAAGAACAAAGAAUGUGAAUGUAAACCCAAACUAGAUGGACCCACCUGCAUAGAAGUGUGCAAUUGCUUGAAUCACGGUCAGUGUACUGAAGAUGGCACCUGCAUCUGCCGGAAAGGUUUCCAUGGAGACCAGUGUCAGCAUACCAAAUGGCUCCAUGCCAACGAUUCUGUAUACGCCGCAGCAACUCCAGCACUCAGACCCAGGGUGACUGAGCGGUUUGCAGAGGACGCAUGUCAGGAGCACGGAUUUCAUCUCAUUACCAAGGAUUGGCUACAAGAACAUGGCCAUGUGUUAACAGAGCGCUGGCUAGGGACAUUGGCCUUACUGCAUAAGCACAAGCAAGCACCUUACCACGUCGCGUCAAUCCAAGCCAAUGGAAGUUCCCUUCACAGAACCGUAACGUUUAGCGCGCAAAAGCAGACAUUUCAGAAUGCCACAAAAAAAACUCAAGCCCAGAUUCUCUGUGUCAAGACCUGUGAAACCGGUUUUCUUGGACCAAACCUGAGUUGUGUGUGCAACCGCACCUCAACCUAUGGUCAAUAUUGUGAAAAGGUAUGCAAGUGCUUGAAUCAGGGUCGGUGUGACAACAAAGGUGAAUGCAGCUGCCCGAAAGGAUUCACCGGAGACAAGUGCCAACUCGUUGUGUGUACGCACCCGUGGGUGAAAAAGAACAAAGUAUGCGAAUGUACGGCCAGACUAGAUGGACCUAAAUGCACAGAAGCAUGCAAAUGCUUGAAUGACGCCCAGUGCACUGAAAAUGGCACCUGCAUCUGCCGGAAAGGUUUCCAUGGAGAUCAGUGUCAGCACACAUGCAAAUGCUUGAAUGACGGCCAGUGCACUGAAAAUGGCACCUGCAUCUGCCGGAAAGGUUUCCAUGGAGAUCAGUGUCAGCACACUUUCAAGACAAAGUGCCUGGGUACAGAUAAGGCAAUGUACACCUGGAUGGCUCUCGCCGGCUUGCCGUGUCAUCCACACCUCGACGGUGACAGCUGCCAGAAGAAAACGAACUUGACGCAUGCCCGCCAGAUGUGCAAGAGAAGAGGAUACGACGUGGUAGACUAUAAUGCCUUCACCAGUCAGACGCUUGGCGUGCGAGACUGCAUGGAAGAAUUGCUCAACAAGAUGAUGGCAAGCAAUUUCAACAGCCCUAUCACAAUAUGGACAUCUUUCUUGAGGGAUAGCAAGCAUGUCAUGUACAAGGAGGGCAAGAACAACUUAAGAGAAGAGUUACAUGAUAGUAGUGGAUCAAGCGAGAUGAUGGCGAGCGGUCACAGCAACCCUAUCUCCCUAUCGUCAGGGCAAGAACUAGUUAAGAACAAGCUACAUGAUAGUAGUGGAGCAAGCCAUCUUGAUGGCGAGAUGAUGGCGAGCGGUGACAGCAACCCUAUCAUCCUAUCGUCAGGGCAAGAACUAGUUAAGAACAAGUUACAUGAUAGUAGUGGAGCAAGCCAUCUUGAUGGCGAGAUGAUGGCGAGCGGUGACAGCAACCCUAUCUUCCUAUCGUCAGGGCAAGAACUAGUUAAGAACAAGUUAAGAAAGGAGUUACAUGAUAGUAGUGGAGCAAGCCAUCUCGAGAUGAUGGCGAGCGGUGACAGCAACCCUAUCUCAAUAUCGGCAUCGCUCGAGGAGGAUGACCAAAAUAUCAUAUACCAGCAGGGCAAGAACGAGUUAAGAGAAGAGUUAUAUGAUAGUAAUGGAGCAAGCCAUCAUGAUGUCAUCUGCGAAGCCAAGUGGCUUCACGUCAACUCUUCAGUAUACACCACAGCAACGCCAGCGCUGAGGCCCUACGUCACAGAGCAAUUCGCAGAGGAGGCAUGUGAGCAGUACGGACUUCACCUCGUAACCGGGGCCUGGCUGCAAGCACAUGGCCAUGUAUUAAUAAGAGAGAGAUUCCUAGAGAGAUUGGCUAUUCGGCAAGCACCUUAUCACGUCAAACCAAUCGUGGUGAACGGCAACUCCCUUUACAGAACCGUAACGUUUAGCGAGGGAAAACAGAGGUUUGUGAACACCACAAGCAAUCACCGAGCCCAAAUCCUCUGUGUCAUGUGCAAGUGUUUGAACCAGGGUCAGUGUGACGACAAAGGCAAAUGCAUCUGCCCGAAGGGAUUCACCGGAGACAAUUGCCAGAAGGUUGUGUGCACACAUCCCUGGGUGAAAAAGAACAAAGUAUGCGAAUGUAAGGCCAGACUAGGCGAGACUAACUGCACGGAAGCAUGCAAUUGCUUGAAUAAUGGUCAGUGUACUGAAGACGGCACCUGCCUCUGUCCGACCGGAUUCCGCGGAGACCAAUGUCAGGACACUUUCAGGACAAAGUCCCUGGGUACGGACAAGGUGAUGUACACCUGGACGGCUCUCAAUGGCUUGCCGUGUUAUUCAGGCAGCUGCCCGAAGAUAACCAGUUGGAUGGAAGCCAGAGACGCGUGCGGUGAUAGGGGAUACCAGCUGGUCGACUUUAAAACCUUCACCUGGCUCGGUUCAAAGCUUGGUGUGCGUUACCGCGUAAAGUCAUUGCUCCACGAGAUGAUGGCGAGCACUAACAGCAGCGCGAUUACGAUAUGGACAUCAUCCGAGUACUAUCGUCGGCGUAUUAUUUACAAGCAGUACAAGAACAAAUCGAGUGAUACAAUAUUUAGUGUUCAUGGGUCCGGCCAUCACAAUGUCAUCUGCGAAGGCAAAUGGCGUCACAUCAACGAUUCACAAUACGCUGCCGCAACCAUACCGCAGUAUCACUGUAUCAGUUGGCAGUAUGCAGAGAACGCAUGUCAGCAGUACGGACUUCGCCUCAUAACCAAGGACUGGCUACAAGAACAUGGCCAUGUGCUAAGAGAACGCUGGCUAGAGAGAUUGGCUUUAAAUAAGGCCGACGGAUUAGGUUACCACGUCGCGCCAAUCCUGGUCAAUGGUCAGUCCCUUUACAGAACAGUAAAAUUUAGCAGACAACAUGUGACGUUUAAGAAUGAAACAAGCCAGGAGAAUGCCAAGAUUCUCUGUAUCAGGUCCUGUGGGAGCGGUGUUCUUACACCGGACAUGCGUUGUGUAUGUAACCGCACUAUGUCCUACGGUGAAGAAUGUGAAAAGGCAUGCAAGUGCUUGAACCGGGGUGAGUGUGAUGACAAAGGUGAAUGCAGCUGCCCUAGAGGAUUCACCGGCCGCCAUUGUCAACUCGUUGUGUGCGCAAAACCCUGGGUGAAAAAGAGCAAAGUGUGUGAAUGUCAACCUGGACUAGAUGGACGCAACUGCACAGAAGCAUGCAAUUGCUUGAAUGACGGCCAGUGCACUGACGAUGGCAGUUGCAACUGCCAGAACGGUUUCCAUGGAGACCAGUGUCAGCACAUUUUCAAGACAAAGUGCCUGGGUACAGAUAACGCAACGUACACCUGGAUGGCUCUCGCCAGCUUGCCGUGUCAUCCACACCUCGACGGUGACAGCUGCCAGAAGAAAACGAACUUGACGCAUGCCCGCCAGAUGUGCAAGAGAAGAGGAUACGACGUGGUAGACCAUAAUGCCUUCACCAAUCAGACGCUUGGCGUGCGCGACUGUAUGGGAGCAUUGCUCAACAAGAUAGUGACGAGCGGUUACAGAAACCCUACUUCAAUAUGGACAUCGUUCAAGAAGGAUGACCAACAUCUCAUAUACCAGCAGGGCAAGAACAAGUUGCCUAAAGAAUUGUAUGAUAGUGAUGGAACAAGCCAUCAUGAUGUCAUCUGCGAAGCCAAGUGGCUCCGUUACAACGACUCUGUAUACGCCGCAGCCACGCCAUCACUGAAACCCAGCGUGACUGAGCAAUUCGCAGAGGAGGCAUGUCAGGAGUACGGACUUCACCUCAUAACCAAGGACUGGCUGCACGCACAUGGCCAUGUAUUAAGAAAGCGCUUGCUAGAUAGAUUGGCUCUUCGGCAUGCAUCUUACCACGUCAAACGAAUCCGAGUGAAUGGCAACUCCCAUUACAGAACUGUAACGUUCAGAAAUCACAGUAAUCAGCUUCAAAAUUCCACAAUCAAUCGCCACGCCAAAAUCCUCUGUGUCAAGCACUGUGCUAACGGCGUUCUUGCCCAGGACCUGAGUUGCAAGUGCAACCGCUCUGUCUUCUAUGGCGAAUACUGUGAAAAGGACGACUGCAAGUGCUUGAACCAGGGUCAGUGCGACAACAAUGGUAAAUGCACCUGCCCGAUAAGAUUCUACGGAGAACAUUGCCAACUCGAGUGCAAAACAUGUCUGAAUCAGGGUCGUUGUAAUGAAGACGGCACCUGCACCUGCGCUGAAGGAUGGAUUGGUGACCGUUGCCAGACCCGGUGUUUGGACACGGACCCAUGUUGCGUGAACAAGCGCAUCGUGACACGCCGGGAUCACGUCUGCCGCGCCGCCACCAGCGACUGUGACGUGGCGGAGUACUGCGACGGCGAGACUGCCACAUGUCCAGAGGACCUGACCGCGCGCAAUGGCUGGCCAUGCUCCAAUAGUCAAGCAUACUGCUGGAGUGGAGUUUGCCAAUCACGAACUGAGUGUCUGGAACGAUAUGGAUCAAGGGGCAGCUCCUGA